This is a messenger RNA of Colletotrichum spaethianum, 1200 nucleotides long. Its product is annotated as putative zinc-finger protein. Bases 1 to 1200 code for a protein of 399 amino acids. The transcript has 2 exons. Gene Ontology annotation, molecular function: zinc ion transmembrane transporter activity. Gene Ontology annotation, cellular component: membrane; Golgi apparatus. Lineage: Eukaryota; Fungi; Ascomycota; Sordariomycetes; Glomerellales; Glomerellaceae. The record is from RefSeq and is a predicted model, not a curated record. Gene Ontology annotation, biological process: intracellular zinc ion homeostasis; zinc ion transport; transmembrane transport.
AUGGCCGAAGACGACCCUCCCUCUGCUGGUGGCUCGACCGUCCCAGGCCCGUUCAACUUCCAGACGCAGGUCAUCUCGACCUCGCCUGUCAAGUCGAACAUUGGCCAGCGUCGCGGCCAUCGAUACAAGCAUAGUUCCAUUUCGACACAACAUCAGAUCUUCCAGGAGCCCCCUCAGCGACCGCCGCCGGUCCUCCCUGCCUCUCUUCCUGUGCCCACGGUCCGAGAAGCAUGGAAGAGCAUGUCCCGCGACCAGCGCGUCAGGCUCUACUGGAGUCUGUGCCAUUUGACCGUUGCGUCAUGGCUCUUCUUUAUCUCGGAGGGCUCCCUCGCCAUGAUGGCAUUGUCCCACCUCGUCUUUUUUGACGCUGGUAGUGCUGCCGUCUGUGUCGCUGUCGAUGUUCUCGGCAACUUCGAGGUCUGGCGCCGCAGCAGUAUCCGGCAUCCCUUUGGUCUUGAGAGAGCCGAGGUUCUCGCCGGCUUUGCCAUGUCCAUCUUCCUCCUCUUCGGCGGUUUCGAUCUCGUGUCACAUAACCUCAAGCACUGGUUGGAGACCAAGGGUGGCCAUGAGCCGCACCAUGAACAUAUCCACGAGCGCGUUUCGGCAGGCGAGGUGGACUGGGCCGCCUUCGCCGCCAUCACCAGCACAGCCGUUUCGGCAUACGGCCUUAAAAAUCACGCGCGCAUCGCCAGAAUCAUGCGUGUAUCAUGGUUGGCCAAGCUGCCCACCCACUUCUCCAACAUUUUCCACUUUCUGACCGUUUUCUUUUCGAGUCUACUGCUCCUGCUGCCGCUUCUGUCCAUUAAGAGCUAUAUCUGGCUCGACCGCACGCUCUGCGCUGCGAUCGCCGCUUCGAUGUUCCUCUUUGGCGCCAAGUUGGCCAUGGCCCAGGCCAUGAUGUUGCUCAUGUCGUACGGCGGCAUUGGGGGCAAUGAGGGCGUGUCAUCUGUGAUGCGGGAUAUCGAAGCCGAGCCGGGCGUCGCACGAAUCGAGGACGCGCAGUUCUGGCAGGUCCACUACGGCCUGUGCAUGGCUAACCUCAAGAUCUCCGUAGCCAAAGGCUGCGACGAGGGUGCUAUCAGCAAGCUGCGAAGUCGGAUAUCUACCCUCAUCCAGAACAGACUAGGCGAGGGUUAUGGCCGCGGUACGAGCCUUAGAUGGGAAGUCACGUUACAAACGAGCGUGGAUGCGACAUUUUGA